Messenger RNA from Danio aesculapii, 2410 nucleotides. It is a transcript of the gene best2, whose product is annotated as bestrophin 2. Gene Ontology annotation, molecular function: chloride channel activity. The transcript has 11 exons. Bases 234 to 2021 code for a protein of 595 amino acids. NCBI's taxonomy places the organism in Eukaryota, Metazoa, Chordata, Actinopteri, Cypriniformes, Danionidae. The record is from RefSeq and is a predicted model, not a curated record.
AUGCAGAGAUGAUGUCCCUCCUCCUGACGAAGGAGGUGCGUUUGACACCACUUAAAAACUUCAGGCUCCUCAUGGAUCAAAUCCCACACACAAACACACGCACCGUCUCUCUGAACACACAACAUGGCGCGAUCAUCCUGCGAAAAAAACAUGCAGAGGAAUAAUUCACUCCUCUAAACCUCAGCAGGAAAGUAAUGACCGGUUGAGUUCAUUUGGGCCGUCAGCGAAGCGUAAUGACAGUCACGUACACCGCCAGAGUAGCCAACGCUCGCUUCUGCGGCUUCUCCAAACUCCUGCUGGCCUGGAAGGGAAGCAUCUAUAAAGUGCUUUACAAAGAGUUUCUGGCCUUCUUCGCCAUGUACACGGCCAUCAGCAUCACAUACAGAUUCUUCCUUGUGGACGGUCAGAAGAGAUACUUUGAAAAGCUUUCCAUUUACUGCAACAACUACGCCAGCCUCAUCCCAAUGUCUUUUGUGUUAGGUUUUUACGUGACGCUAAUAGUGAACCGCUGGUGGAGUCAGUACACGUCCAUCCCGCUGCCGGACAGGGUGAUGUGUGUUCUGUCGGGUGGUGUUCAGGGCACUGAUGAGCGUGGCCGGCUUCUGCGCCGAACACUGAUGCGCUACAGCAGUCUGUCCGCUCUGCUGAUCCUGCGCUCCGUCAGCACCGCCGUCUUCAAGAGAUUCCCCACCAUAGACCAUGUGGUGGAGGCAGGUUUUAUGACCCGAGAAGAGCGCAAGAAGUUUGAGAGUUUACACUCACCAUAUAACAAGUACUGGAUCCCGUGUGUAUGGUUUACUAACCUGGCUGCCGCCGCUCGCUGUGAAGGCCGAAUCAAAGAUGAUAACACCUACAAACUUCUGCUGGAGGAGCUAAACAACUUCCGGGGGAAGUGCAGCAUGCUUUUUCACUACGACAUGAUCAGCGUACCGUUGGUCUACACUCAGGUCGUGACUCUGGCGGUCUACAGUUUCUUCCUGGUGUGUCUGAUUGGUCGUCAGUUUCUGGAUCCGGGUCAGGGUUACCCUGGUCACGACCUUGACCUUUACGUCCCCAUCUUCACUCUUCUGCAGUUCUUUUUCUAUGCAGGCUGGCUGAAGGUGGCAGAGCAGCUCAUUAACCCAUUUGGAGAGGAUGAUGAUGACUUUGAGACCAACUGGCUGAUUGAUAGAAACUUCCAGGUGUCUAUGAUGGCGGUGGAUGAGAUGUAUGGAGAUUUGCCUAUGAUGGAGAGAGAUCGCUACUGGAACGACUCCAAUCCUCGUCCGCCGUACACCGCCGCAACGCUCUUCGUGCUGCGCAAACCCUCUUUCCAGGGUUCCACCUUCGACAUGACAAUCCCCAAAGAGGAGAUGCAUUUCCAGCCUCUGGAGGAUAUUGCUGAAAAUCUAGAGGAAUCCGGCACCCGGAAUCACAACCUGGCCCUUUUUAACCGGCUGCUCGGCUCCGCCCCCUCCCCGACAGGCUUCAUGGGCGGAGCUUUACGCCGCACCUCCGCCCAGCUGCGCCGCUUGACCCGCUCGGCCAGCACAGACCCAUCAUUCUCCGAGGAAGAGGAUGAGCAGGAUGAGGAAGAGGAGAGUGCAGGCAGGAGCGCAGGAUCCCUGCCAUCAGGACUGGCUCUGGACACCACACAGAGCACCAUCUGCAGCUGUGGAGGACUCACCAGCACCAGUCCUGCACUCUCACAGCUCCACUUCCACCAGCAAACCCACAGAGAAGAGAAAGAGUCACAAGGGGACAAAACCUCUGCCGAGUCCGGAAGGAAGAGUCCGCUUUAUUUGGGUCUCAAAUCUCAUCUUUGCUCCUCCAACCGCUCUGUGCCUGACUUCUUCUCGUUUCAGUCUAUCAGUGACCCGGCGAAGGGGUUGACGGCGAAAACACAAGUGGUUAGUAAUAAAGCAGAGUCUGGGUUGUCGUUACUCACCAUCCCAACGCUGAAAGUCUCAGCUUUUCCGGAGAACUCAGAAAGAGAAGAAUCGCAGCUGGAUUCAAAAUGGCUGCCUUCGCAAGUGCUGUAAAAUGUGCGUUUUUUGAUUUGAUGUUUGACAAUCUCAACUGAAACAUGAAGAGAGGGCGGGACAUAGUGUAGCUCCUCCCCCUUAAAAAAAAAAAAAAACAGCCAAUAGUGUUUUGUUUAAUCACAGCUCUGCCAGUGAGAGUCGUCAAAGAGCUUAGAAUGACCAAGAGGCGACACUCUGUUGUUGUUUGGGAAACAGCCACUAGAUGCCGCUAGUGUCACGCGGCAGCCAUUUUGGAAUGAAAAUUCCAAUAGAACAACAGCAUAUUAUUAGACUGUAAAAUAAACUGUUAAAAGUGCUGAUGAUUGUGAUAGUAAGUGUUGUAUUGUCGUCUUUCAGGUUGUAUCUCAGCUGUAAUGCGCUUUCUAAAUAAAUAAAUAAAAAACAAA